UCCCCGGCUCCUCGGGGGUCUCCUGUUUUCCGCUUCUCCCCACUGAGCUGCUGCCUGGUGAAGAGGAAGCCAUGGCGCUCCGGGUCACCAGGAACACGAAAAUUAAUGCUGAAAAUAAGGCGAAGAUUAGUAUUGCAGGCGCAAAGCGCGUGCCUCUAGCCACUGCUGCAGCCUCGAAGGCUGGACUGAGGCCCAGAACAGCUCUUGGUGACAUCGCUAACAACGUCAGUGAACAGCCACAGGCCAAACUGCCUCUGAAAAAGGAGGCAAAAACUUUAGCUGCUGGAAAAGUUAUUGCCAAAAAACUACCAAAACCUCUGGAAAAGGCUCCUGAGCCUGUGCCUGUGCUGGAACCGGCACCGGAGCCAGAACCUGAGCCUGUUAAAGAAGAAAAACUUUCGCCUGAGCCUAUUUUGGUUGAUACUCCCUCUCCAAGCCCAAUGGAAACAUCUGGCUGUGCCCCUGCAGAAGAAUAUUUGUGUCAGGCUUUCUCUGAUGUAAUUCUUGCAGUGAAUGAUGUGGAUGCAGAAGAUGGAACUGAUCCAAACCUUUGUAGUGAAUAUGUGAAAGAUAUCUAUGCUUAUCUGAGACAGCUUGAGGAAGAGCAAGCAGUCAGACCAAAAUACUUAUUGGGUCGUGAAGUCACUGGAAACAUGAGAGCCAUCCUAAUUGAUUGGCUGGUACAGGUUCAAAUGAAAUUCAGAUUACUGCAGGAGACCAUGUACAUGACUGUUUCCAUUAUUGAUCGGUUCAUGCAGAAUAAUUCUGUGCCCAAGAAGAUGCUGCAGCUGGUUGGUGUUACUGCCAUGUUUAUUGCAAGCAAAUAUGAAGAAAUGUACCCUCCAGAAAUCGGUGACUUUGCCUUUGUGACUGACAACACUUACACUAAGCUCCAAAUAAGACAGAUGGAAAUGAAGAUUCUGAGAGCUUUAAAUUUUUGCCUGGGUCGUCCUCUACCCCUGCAUUUCCUUCGGAGAGCAUCCAAGAUUGGAGAGACACCAGUUCUACAGCAUUACCUGUCAUACACUGAAGAAUCCCUUCGUCUUGUUAUGCAACACCUCGCUAAGAAUAUAGUCAUCAUGAAUAGUGGGCUUACAAAGCACAUGACUAUCAAGAACAAGUACGCCACAUCUAAGCAUGCUAAGAUCAGCACUCUAGCACAGCUGAAUUCUGCACUAAUUCAAGAUUUAGCUAAGGCUGUGGCAAAGGUGUAACUUGUAAACUGGAGUCGGAGAACUGUGAUAGCUGCAAAUACGAUUGGCACCAUGUGCUAUCUGUAUAUAUUAUAUGUUACAUUUACUUACUUUUAAUAAAGCUGUGGUCCUUUUUACUUCUUAUACUUUAAUUCAUUUGAAUGUGACUUCUUCCUACUCUGGGGAACCUUAACAGGUGUAUUAAAGAUAUGAUGGGGGAUAUAGAAUAGAAAAAGUGAUUUCAGUUAACCUGCGGACCCAAGUAAUAUAUAUAAUUGUUGCUUAUGUGGUUUUUUAUUUAUGUACCUGGCUUUUAUUUUAUUAAUAUAAAUUACUGAGGUCAUGAAGGCAUUCAAAACUCUUACUUCCAUAAGGCAUGUAAGCCCAGUGAUCUUAGAGAAUCUGCCAUCUCAUCUCUGGUCCCUCUGUUUUUUGUUUCUUCUGGUGGUUGCUGACAGUAAUUCUAAUAAUCUACUUUUACCACUAUUUCUUAAAUUACCAAAUUUAGUAUCAACUUUUUAACUUAGACAAAUAAGAACUUUAAUCUAUAUUCUAAACCUAACCUACUUGACUGUUUAUUAGCUGAGAAAAUAAAGGGGCUCCUUAAACAUACAAAAGUAUUCUUUAAAAGUUUCUUUUACCUCUCCCCCAGAUUUCCUACAUCUCAAUCCAUCUACCUGAGGGGGUGUCAACUGUUGGGAUGUAUCCUUUCAUGACUUCUAUGAACAUAGGCAUGCAUGUAAAUUGUGGAGGUUUUAAAAAAUGGGAAUCGUUCUACAUACUCAGCGAUUCUUUUCAACAUGUAUAGGCCUUACCUGUAUUUGCCUAUUUAUUACAUUCCAUAUUAUCCUAUAAUGUAUUCAAUCAUUCUGUUGACAUUCAGAUUUUUUUCUUUGUCCCUAUAGACAAUGCUGUUUAAAUGUCAUUAAAUACCAUGUCUUUUUUUUUUAAUGUACGCUGGGGUUCUCCAAAGAGUAUGUGUGUUCUCACUUCUAGUGGCUGUUGCUAGACGACUUUCUCAAUGUCGUUAACAAUGUGCAAAAAUUCUUGUUUUCUCUGCAGUCUUGCCAAAACUAAAGGUAAUCAUCCUCUUCAAUUUCUGUGAAUUUGGCAAAAAAAUAUUCUACUUUGUUUGCUGUUCUAAUUUACACUUCUAAUGGCUACUUGAAUAAAUUUUUGUUGUCUACUAACAUCAAUAUGUAAGGU
Molossus molossus (Pallas's mastiff bat) is the source of this 2399-nucleotide messenger RNA. RefSeq names its product cyclin B1 (gene CCNB1). The coding region runs from base 72 to 1214 and encodes 380 amino acids. The transcript has 8 exons. Gene Ontology annotation, molecular function: cyclin-dependent protein serine/threonine kinase regulator activity. Gene Ontology annotation, cellular component: cyclin B1-CDK1 complex; mitochondrial matrix; nucleus. Lineage: Eukaryota; Metazoa; Chordata; Mammalia; Chiroptera; Molossidae. The record is from RefSeq and is a predicted model, not a curated record. Gene Ontology annotation, biological process: mitotic metaphase chromosome alignment; regulation of cyclin-dependent protein serine/threonine kinase activity; mitotic cell cycle phase transition.